Messenger RNA from Cataglyphis hispanica, 1998 nucleotides. It is a transcript of the gene mTTF, whose product is annotated as transcription termination factor, mitochondrial. Gene Ontology annotation, biological process: termination of mitochondrial transcription; regulation of DNA-templated transcription. Gene Ontology annotation, cellular component: mitochondrial matrix. NCBI's taxonomy places the organism in Eukaryota, Metazoa, Arthropoda, Insecta, Hymenoptera, Formicidae. Gene Ontology annotation, molecular function: double-stranded DNA binding. The transcript is spliced from 6 exons. The coding region runs from base 408 to 1955 and encodes 515 amino acids. The record is from RefSeq and is a predicted model, not a curated record.
UAGAUCGCUUGGAAAUCUAUAAUAUAUGUUACGUGAACUAUAGAUUUUCAGGCGAUCUAUGCGCUCUAUGCGCUCAAUGCGUGAAACGGAACGCAUUCAUAAUUCUACAGAUGGAGAGUUGAUCCGAGGUAAAUAAAGAGCGAUGUUUCCAUCGACUUUGAAUUAAAAAAUUAAAUUUAAACAUUUAAUACGCACAAAUUAAAUUGGUUUCAAGUUACGUAUUAUUGAAACUUAAUUCAAGUUAUCAUGGAUAAGAAGAAUAAUGAUAGUGCGAAAUAAAGAUUCUAUUAUAUUUCCUGUGUGUGAAAAAAUAUUUAUUGAAUAGAAUUUAUUUUUUAUGAAAUGAAAGAGAUUUAGAAAUGAUAUAAAAUUUAUUAUAUAAAUAAAUUUAUUAUAUUAUUAACAAUAUGGCCAGAUCAAUUGUACAGCGAGUGAUCAUAAAUCUCCUUCUGAAACGACAACCUCAACUGCAGCUUUUGAAGUUUGCUGUGCCAUUACAUUUAAAAGAACAUUCGCAGGUUAGAUUUAUUUCACAAAGCAGAUUACUGUGCAAAGAUGUGGAUUUGUUGGUAGAUCAUACUUGCGAAAUAUCAAAUUACAAUAUGUAUAUAAUAAAUUACACGCCUAUCAUACGAAUUAUGAUACAAACUCUUAACGAAAUAUUGGACACAACAACGACUGAGACUAACAAAAUUAUCGCAGACAAUCCUCAACUUAAAAAGAGAACCCGAGCGAAUGUUUUGAACAAUUAUUACAAUCUCAUAGAUGCUGGUGUGCAGAAAAGUACCAUUGUGAAGAAUGCCUGGUUAUUGGCACAUGAAAAUGAUAAACUCAAAAAUAAGCUCGAUUGUAUUAAAGUACUUAAUAUGAACAAUGAUCUACUUAUACCAUGGUUACGUUUGACUCAAGAGGAAUUAGCAAAUUAUGUAUUUUAUACACAAAAUGAUAUGGGUUCUUAUACCCACAACAAGAUUGAACAUCUUGCUCAUAGAUUAGAGUGUAGCAUAGAAAAAUUAUGUGAAUUAACAGUACGGUAUACAUUUUUACUGAAAAUUCCAAUUUCUUAUAUAGACAAAAAGUUGAAUAUAUUACAUGAAUAUAAUAUAAAUAACAAGGAUAUAUUGAAAGAUUUAUGGGUAUUUCGAUACAGUGAAAAUCAUAUACGUCACAGAUGUGAAUUGUAUAAAGAUACAGGAACUUUAGAAAUAAAAACAUGGGCUAUAAGAUGUCAGCUUAGAUUUAUAGCAAGAGCAAUCCAAAAUAAUAAUGUGAAACGUUGUAUAAUGAGGAAUCAUUCAAGUGUUAGCGAAUUUUUGAUGUAUAAAUUAAAGAUCGAUGAAGAAAGGCUCAACCUAGCGAUCGCGAAAUCGCCGGGUAUUUUGCGGAUAAACUUAUUAAAAUUGAAUUGGCUAAUUAAUAUAUUACACGAAAAUGGAAUUACUAGCGAUGACAUAUUACAAGAUACACGAAUCUUUUAUUUUAACAUACAAACUGUACAGAAGCGAAUUGAACGUUUAAAGAAAGAACAUAUUGUUCCGAAACUUCCUGUGUUGGCAUUAGCUGAGCAGUCUUUUGAACGACGUAUAAAAAAAAAUCAUCUUCAACGAGAAAUAUUGCAAGAUCAUCAAGAUGUUAAAGAGUAUUUAAUUGAUAAAUUAAAUGUUGAUGAAAAACUCCUUGAAGAAGCGAUUGCAAAGUUGCCGAUCUUACGGAUAAAUGUACGAAAACUAAAUCAAUUGAUUGAUUUAUUGCAACAGUAUGGUAUAAUGGGUGAUGAAAUAUUACGUCAUCCACGAGUUCUUUUUUUUAAAACGGAAACUCUACGUAAAAAGAUUGAAAGGUUAAAAGAAGUUGGGCUGCCACUAAAGGUAACUCUACUGAUAUAUUCUCAAAAAGACUUUGAUGAAUAUAUAAAUCAUAAAAUACUGAAAUAUGAAAGAUUUGAAAAAUAUUAGUUUGUACAAAAAUCAAUAUUAUAAUAAAUUUAUUCUUCUAAUA